Fragaria vesca subsp. vesca is the source of this 3264-nucleotide messenger RNA. RefSeq names its product pentatricopeptide repeat-containing protein At5g50990-like. Gene Ontology annotation, biological process: RNA modification. Bases 194 to 1861 code for a protein of 555 amino acids. Gene Ontology annotation, molecular function: zinc ion binding; RNA binding; protein binding. The record is from RefSeq and is a predicted model, not a curated record. NCBI's taxonomy places the organism in Eukaryota, Viridiplantae, Streptophyta, Magnoliopsida, Rosales, Rosaceae. The transcript is spliced from 7 exons.
AGACUGGUUGAGUCUUCUUCGUCUUCACACAACCUAAGCUUAUCUUAUAGUUGCGAUUUAUUUCUCUUUCACUUCACAAAAACAACUUCACAGUAUACGGGCCGGGUGAUGGAUACUCGGGACUCCGACCCACUGUAAUCAAAAUCAAAAGCAAUUUUAGAAGCUGGCUAUGGCGACACGGAGGUCUUGACAGAUGACGAGGAUGAUACAUAGCCGAGUAAAAGGGGCGAAGAAGCUUCUAAACCCCUCCGCUGACUCACGCACCGUCAUCAACUCGCCGACGCCGCAGCUGAAGAACCUCCCCUUCACCUCCUUCAACGGCGCCCAAGCAUCUCGAGAUAAAGAACACCAAAAACUCCACCAUGUUCUUAAAUCCUGCAAACUCCACUUGGAUUCCGCAACUGCAAUCCAAACCCACGCUAGAAUCGUUACACGUGGAUACGGCACAUACCCUUCUCUCCUUGCUUCCCUUUUAGCUGUUUAUAAGCGUUGUGGUUGUGUCACUCUUGCUACGCAACUUGUGGAUCAAAUUGUCAAUUCUGCUUGUGGUGUCAACUAUUUUAAUCUCGUUAUCGAAAGUUUAAUGAGGAAUGGGGAAUGUGACAUUGCGAAAAGAGUGUUCCGAAAAGUCCCCAACCCGGAUUUAGUUACUUGGAACACUGUUAUUGGAGGUUGUGUUCGGAAUGAGCGUUUUCAGGAGGCUUUGGGAGUGUUCCGGAAGCUGGUGAGGUCCGGUUUGGAGCCGGAUGGGUUCACAUUUUCGUCUGUUAUCACUGCGUGUGCGCGGCUUGGGGCGCUGCAUAAUGCGCAGAGGGUGCAUUGUCUGAUGAUGAAGAAGAGAAUCGAGAUGAAUUUUAUACUGAGUGCGGCUCUUAUAGAUAUGUACUCAAAGUGUGGUAGAGUGCAGACUGCUAGAGAGAUUUUUGGUAAUGUGCGGCAUGAUGAUGUCUCGGUUUGGAAUGCGAUGAUUAAUGGAUUGGCGAUUCACGGGCUUGCUUUGGAAGCAAUAGAGAUGUUCUCGAAGAUGGAGAUUGAUUAUGUGUUGCCUGAUUCAAUAACUUUUGUUGCCAUUAUGAAAGCGUGUGGUCAUUGUAACUUGGUGGAAGAGGGUCGCAAGUACUUUGAUUUGAUGACAAGUCGGUACUCAAUUCAGCCAGAAAUUGAGCAUUAUGGAGCCAUGGUUGAUCUCUUGGGUAGAGCGGGGCUUCUUGAAGAGGCUUAUGCAACUAUAAAGGCCAUGGCAGUGGAGCCGGAUGUUGUUAUAUGGAGGGCACUUCUCAGUGCAUGCAGGACUCAUAGAAAUCCAGAACUUGGAGAAGUUGCCAUUGCCAAUAUGUCCCGUCCCAGGAGCGGGGAUUAUGUGUUGCUUUCAAAUACCUAUUGCUCUAUAAAGAAGUGGGACAGUGCAGAGAGAGUGCGAGAAAUGAUGAAGAAAAAAAGAGUUCGUAAAAAUCAAGGGAAGAGUUGGCUUGAGUUGGAAGGUGUGAUCCACCAAUUCAGGGCUGGUGAUCAGACACACCCUGAAAUGAAAUCAAUAUAUAGAGUGUUGGAAGCAUUGAUCAAGAGGACCAAGUCGGAGGGCUUUGUGCCUGUGACAGAGUUGGUUUUGAUGGAUGUAUCUGAAGAGGAAAAAGAGGGAAAUUUAAAUUCUCAUAGUGAAAAGUUGGCGUUGGCCUAUGGGAUCCUGAAAACAAGUCCUGGAACAGAAAUCAGGAUCUCAAAAAACCUUCGGAUCUGUCACGACUGUCAUUGCUGGAUAAAGUUGGUUUCAAGACUACUCAAUAGAGUUAUAAUUGUGAGGGAUAGGAUUCGUUUUCACCACUUUGAAGGUGGUAUGUGUUUGUGUGGAGACUAUUGGUAGCCAAUACCAUCAAUAUCUGGUAUGACUUGUCAACGAAGUGAUUACUGUAUGAGCUGUUUUGUAGAAAUCUAGAAGCACUUGAAGGAUAACCAAGAACCUAUGUGAUACUGAAUAAUCUUCGAUUCCUAUACCCCGUCAUACCCCAUCAGGGUAACACUGGGAGAGAGCCAUCAUGGUCCAGAUAUUUAAACUUGGUCAACUGCUAACAAACUGACUAGAGGUGAACUACUUUGAAAUUUAAAGUUACUGUUAAGCAGUAAGCACCAUAUGCAAUGGUCGACCUACAGCAGAUCGAGGCUCAUAAGUACUGAUAAAUGAUAUGUAGUAUAGUGGAGCAGAGACCUGCAAAAUGGAGAGAGCUCCUAGGUAUGCUCGGAUAUCACUGUUUGAAUAUCCCCAACCUUCCAGAUCACCUAUGAAGAUAAACUUCUCCUGUCCUGGUGGCAUCCUGAAACAUCAAGUUCAAAUCAUCAAAAAUUACAGUUUUGGAAUCUACGGACUACUGCUAUGAUUGAGCUUUUCCUCGGCAGAACAUAAGAUCAGAUGUAAAACAUACUGGGCUGACAUGAGCACAAGCAGCAAUCACCUUGGAGAAGGCAUCUUUCCUUUCAACAAAUACUCUCAUCUGACGAAUUCUUCUCAUCUCCUCCGUCUCUUGGGUGCUGCUUUUCAUCUCAUUACUUGUAGUUGUAUGUAACCUUGCUACCGCUUGUUCUGCUUCAUCUUUCAUGGUUUUGUUGGACUCCAACUCAGGAACACAACAGAUUGGUGAGAUGCAUGACCUGGGCAAGACAUCACUUUUGAAGACAAAUCAAAGCUUUUAUUAGUUACACCAACACACAAGUUCACAUGUGCACAUCUAUGACACACCAUAUCACACUACAGUUAAAUGUUAUAUCAGUAGUUGCAAUUUUCAAUAUUACAAUUUCUCAUAACCCCAUUGACCCCAAAAGUCAUAAACAGAAGAUCAAGUAAAAACCUAGUGAUUGUAUGUGAUUCAGAAAGAUAUGAUAUGUAAUCAUGUUUAGUACCUUGGAGGAAGGAUCCUGGGCUUCAACAAAAGCUCUCAUGAGACGAGUUUUGGUCAGCUCCACCAAUUCACUGCUGUUUUUCAUAGACAAUGGCAGAAUGUAUAAGAUCUCUGAUAAAUAGAGAUGAAGCUGGAAGAGAGCUCAGGAAUGCUGAUGGAGAAAUAGAGAACUGCAGAUUGAAUAGGACUUUUCUAGAAAGGCAUAAGUCUUCUGUGGCCACCUUUUCCCGCUCAAUUAAAUUCUUCUGUCCGUUUGCUCCCCCAUCAAUUUCAACUCUAAAGGAGUCGAGGAGCUUCAUUAAUGGCAUGUAUCCAUCUAUCCAUCCCAAGCUGUACACAUGCAUAAGAAAAUAGCAAAGCUACAAGUUAUAUC